UGGCAUCAUUGGUAAUCAAAACCUAACACCUUGUCUGAACUUGUAGACGAUUGCGACGAGCUGUGAUGGAACACGAAAAAAAUUAAUAACUUUAAUUAUUUAUCCUGAUAUUUAAUUGUCUCGUGAUUUUCAAAAUAUAUUAUUUUGUAUAAAAUAUUAUUUAUCACUUUCUGUACAAAAGUUAUUGUAUUAUGAAAUUUUAUUGCGUGAUAGAAGGAUAAAAAUACAUUGAAGGUUAUCAACACGUAAACUUCCACACCCUCGUCUCAUCUCAACUUCUUCCUUUUUUUAUUUAUUCAUAACAGUUUUUUUUAUUCACUUAAUUAACUAAACCAUAAUUAAUUAAUUUAUUUGUAUUGUAUUACUUGAGUUUAUCAUAAUAAAUAUCAAUAUGCCGACAUCCAAACCUUUCAGCGUUGCUGUGAUUUGCUCCAGUAACAUGAAUCGGAGUAUGGAAGCCCAUGCUUUCUUGAGUAAAAAGGGUUUCAAUGUAAAAUCCUUCGGAACUGGAGACAAAGUAAAAUUACCUGGUAGUGGUCCAGACAAACCAAAUGUUUACGACUUUGGUACAACAUAUGAUGAAAUUUAUAAUGAUUUGUUAGCUAAAGAUAAACAAUUAUAUACGCAAAUGGGUUUGCUGCACAUGUUGGACCGUAAUAGGAGGAUAAAACCCCGACCAGAAAGAUUCCAAGCAUCUAAAGAAAAAUUCGAUCUUCUCGUAACCUGCGAAGAGAGAGUUUAUGAUCAAGUAAUUGAGUGCAUGGAAGCCAGAACUCACCCUGAUAAUCAACCGGUUCAUUUAAUAAAUGUAGAUAUUCAAGACAACCAUGAAGAAGCUACUGUCGGGUCUUUCCUAAUAUGCGAAUUAGUUACUACGCUUGCAAAUAGUGAAGACCUGGACAACGACAUCGACAGUUUGCUGUAUGAGUUCGAGUCGACUAAAUUCGGGAGAACGAUGCUGCACACUGUGUUAUUUUACUGAAUGCUUCUUUGUCGUAUAUAUUUUUGUCUAAUCAUUACUCAUCUGGGAUGGCAUGAAGACAAAGCUCAGUAACCUGAUGGUUUGAUUGGUUGCAUUGAUUGGAAAUAAACCAGGAUAAUUAAACUGUACAUAGAAAGAAAGAUAUGAAGAUUUAUUUGACCGGUAAAUGUAUACAGUCAUAAUUGAUAUGUAUCAAUUGGUUAUUAAACUCAAGUAUUAUCUGUAUACAUGAAUGACCGAUUGCUCAUCAUACUACAGAAUUAAUUUUGCCUUGAACACUUACACCGCCUUGACAUUGGAGAUCACAUUACAUUUUGUAACUAAAAAUUUAUUUAAAAUAUAAAUAAUUAGAGAUUGGAGACUUAUUGUCCUGGUGGAAUUAAAGGACAUAAUCUUUAUAUUGCCAAUUAAAGACUUGUGACUUUAAAUAAGUAAAUAAAUAAAAAAAAAUGAAAUAAGUAGUGGGUACUGGAGAGUAAGAUUGUAAUGAAAUGGAGUAAAUUCAUAAAUGUAUGGUAAUAAUUAGAAUGAAAGGCGAUGGAAUACAACAAUUUAAUCGAAUAAAUAAAUAAA
Molecule: messenger RNA, 1555 nt
Organism: Microplitis mediator
Lineage: Eukaryota; Metazoa; Arthropoda; Insecta; Hymenoptera; Braconidae
Gene: Ssu72
Product: RNA polymerase II subunit A C-terminal domain phosphatase SSU72
Exons: 4
Coding region: 392-982 (196 amino acids)
Biological process (GO): termination of RNA polymerase II transcription
Cellular component (GO): mRNA cleavage and polyadenylation specificity factor complex; nucleus
Molecular function (GO): RNA polymerase II CTD heptapeptide repeat phosphatase activity
Source: RefSeq, a predicted model, not a curated record